Cantharellus anzutake is the source of this 926-nucleotide messenger RNA. RefSeq lists its product as uncharacterized. NCBI's taxonomy places the organism in Eukaryota, Fungi, Basidiomycota, Agaricomycetes, Cantharellales, Hydnaceae. The coding region runs from base 328 to 801 and encodes 157 amino acids. The record is from RefSeq and is a predicted model, not a curated record. The transcript has 2 exons.
UCAAUCAAAACAAAAGGACUUCCUCUGAAUGAUUUAAUAGAGCGUAGAAAACCGCUUUGCGGCUUUUGAAUUGGUGGACGUGUUGGUGAGUUCCACGCGAAACCGUACUAGUGAUGACAACUCGUUCCCACUUCGAGUACCAUGAACGGGAUACCUGAACGAAGGAGAGGGUGCAGUUCGAAGCGAUUAGAAGUAGCGCUCCUGAAACUGGGUCAUUGGAAUCAUAGCAUCGCGCGCGCGCGCAUCAGCGUUCCGAGAUGAAUAAGUAUGCGUUUUUGUUUUUUUUGCCCCGGGUGUGAUAUGAUCACAUACUAACACAAAAGUCCAAUGGAAGGCCGGAAUUGCCCUCUCACAGAGAUUACAUACGUAUAUUGCAAUCGCAAAGGCCCAAUAGAUAGUACUACUGCGAGACUCAGAAGGGGCUGCUUCGACCCAGCCAUGCGGAUAGAUAUGUGUAAGAAACUCGUGAUAGCAGCGUGUUGGGGUACGUAUUGUAUCGCGCCCGAAUAUAUAGAGUACUUACAUAGUCCGAAUGGCCGAGAUGAAAAACCAAAAAACCUCUACAUGCAGCCCCGUCCAGGUGUUGCGGCUAUUGAAUGUGUUAUAGUAAUGCGUGCCUGUUGCGCAAAGCGAGGUACCCAUAGGAGUUUGCAAUCGGACACGGGCUUGCGCCGCGGCAACACCCCCCAAAACCUUUUUUUACUACUACCUUGGGGGUGCAAAAGUGCGGGUUGCGGACAGGGUGAGAUCCGAAAUGAGUCGAAUCGUGCCGUGCCUGGGGGCAGAGUUCUAGAGUGGUAAGGGAUCAUCGUCUCUUCUUAUAGUUCGCCGUUUGUACUAGUGAGGAGGGGAAGGAGGAGGAGGGAGGGAGGGAGGGAGGGAAGUCUUCUCACAUCGUCGGCGGUCAGAGGUUCUUGAUCCAAUGG